Pyricularia oryzae 70-15 is the source of this 1794-nucleotide messenger RNA. RefSeq lists its product as uncharacterized. The record is from RefSeq and is a predicted model, not a curated record. The coding region runs from base 1 to 1794 and encodes 597 amino acids. The transcript is spliced from 2 exons. NCBI's taxonomy places the organism in Eukaryota, Fungi, Ascomycota, Sordariomycetes, Magnaporthales, Pyriculariaceae.
AUGGUAUACAACUGGGAUGGCCACCAGGAUGAAUGCUAUCAGGUUUACGUUGUCCAGAAUAAAUCCAUGGACGAACUGAUGGACCACAUGCGGAUCCACCACAGCUUCACUCCAAGCAAAAGAGCCUUCCAACAACAGCUCCGCAAAUGGAACUUCCCUUCCAAACAGGUCGGCGCUCACCGCAAUGCACCCUUGGUCGACCGUGUGCGCGAGCUGUGGGGGGCCAACCACUCCCAGGCCGACAUGCUGCGCGUCCUUCAUGACGAGGGAUACGAUGUCAGCGCUAGACAGCUAUUGAGGGUACGCGCCCAUCAUCGGUUGCUGCUAAGAGCGCCCAAAACCGAGGAUGCAGUUGACGGCGUUGAUAUCCUCAGCUCCCAUGCUCGCAUUGGUGAUUCUUUUCCUCCAAACGACCUACAGGUAACCCCGGGUAUCCAAUUAAACUGUCAAUCAAGUGAUGCGCAAAAAGUAGCAUCAUCAUUGCCGUCGCCAACUCGCAAGCGUCGGCGCCAAGCCGAUGAAGAUUGCUCAGGGGUGGCCACUUUACGGUUUCCGUCAGAAAUGACCCUGGCCGAGAGCAAAGAGCUACUCAACCUUGAUACCGACACUUAUAAAUACGUUCGGACGUGUUUUCAGCAGAUCUGUGACAAAGCUGGCUUGGAGAGUAAAAGCUCAGCGGGCCAGCAGGCAUGGGACGAGGCAAAAGCUUUGCUCGUCCGGCAAGUUCCGUACCUACAGGGCGUCAUGUCCAUGGAGGUCGGCAGGGUACACCACCUGGCCCUGGACGUGAUAUGCACCGACGUUACAAAGCGCAUGCGCAGCCAUAAUGCUACCGCCGCUGCGGGUGCGGCCAGGAAGUUGACGCUUGCCGGUGUCAGAAACAUACUGGGUGUAAACCCCGAUGAGGCAAGGGAGAUGCGGGAGGCGCUGCAGAAUUUGCUGUUGGGGCGGGAUGGAAUUCCGUCAGUAGGUGACGAAGGAUGGGACGGAUUAAGGCGGCAGUGGCAGGAGACGUGUCCGGUGUUGAGACGUAUCUUGGAGGGCGUUGAGCAGCGAGAACCAAGGGUCAAGGCUGUUGAUAUUCUGGCUCGGGAUGUUUUCAAGCGAUACAAGGACCACCAUUCCAAAGUCCGAGAGAACCAGGCUGCUAUCGACUCGGAGCAGGAGCAGGAGCAGGAGCAACCGCGGCUACACUUGCACGCUCAGCCACCCCCGCCUCUGGCACCCUCAGACGGUGACGCUGUUGUCGACAACCAUGUCUGGGACAUGGGCAUUUACAAUGACAACGGACUGAUGGAUGAUAAUAUGGUCAGUAACAUGUCGCUUCAAGGCAUGCACGGUCUGGGAAUGUCUUCAUUACCAGGUAACGCACACAUACCACCGCUCGACGACUCGCUUCUCCUCGCCGCCAGCACUCAGAAUUUUUUGGACCAGCAAUAUAUGGAUCAAAUUUACACCCACCAAAAUCAGCAUCACAGCCCCAUCGCCAUUUAUCUGCAGCCACACCAUGCAUCGACGGUCAUGGUCGACUCGAGCCUGUGGAUCGCAACCCUGAUGUCUCCAACUCUAGACCACGUGAGAUCAGUGGCCGUGGACAAGUAUCCCGGCGCCGUCUGCUUAUUUGUUGAAGGGCUUGUAAAGGAUAACAGAAACGGACUGUCUGGCGUCCAUAGUCUGUCCCAGGUCCCACUACCCAUAGGGUCGGAUCAGGAACUGGCUGCGUAUCUACAACAUGUACAGGAGUUAGGUGUUGCGCCGACCUUUUCUGUGCAAUUACACUACUGCGUAGGUUGA